UCCCAAUAUAAAGGAUCCUGGGAUCCUUGCUUUCUUAUUGUGAGCCUGUUAAAAUCAAUGACAAAACUCUGAUUGACUUCUCCCCUUGAAGUAAUUUCCUCCACUGGCAUUUUCUCAUCUCAGCACACAAGAGAGGCCUCUGCUGGUCACACAAAACCAUACGUGGCUCCUGCUUAUUUUACUUUCACUUUAUUAACUUAGUGACCUUUGUUCAUCAAAGCUGGGUGGCAACUUUUUCAGCCGUGUGUUUUACAUAUUUCGGACGAAACAAAAACAUUGUGAAACCUAUGGAUGAUGCUCUACAGGACAUAUCAGUCAUACUGUGAUCGGCUACGACAGGACAUGUACUUUCUUACAAGCAAUGGCCAACUGAGUGAGCACCUGGUUGAUAAAAUUAUUCUUCAGUUGAACAGAGUCUACCCCCAAAUUCUCACUAAUAAAGAAGCAGAAAAGUUCAGAAAUCCAAAGACAUUACUUCAUACUCGUUUGUCAGACCUGAUAAAGCACUUGCAAAAUAAAGGAGACAAGCAUUGUCAAGAGUUUUACAGAGCUUUACAGAUCAAUGCUGAACAGGUGUAUAAUGACUUGCCAAGCAGGAAAAUCAUAAAAACCACAGAUUCCACAGGGAUAGACACUGACAAGGAGCAAUAUAUUCUAAAUGACAGGGGUCCCAUGUUCUUCCUCGCCUGUUUUAGUGUUGCUGCAGGAUUCGCAUUAUUCAUGUAUUGCUGUAACUCAGGUACAAAAGUUAUAGGAGGAGCCCGGAAAAUACUGGGAUUUUCUCCUAUUAUCAUAGGAAGACAUGUUAAAAAUAUUUGUAUGUUGUACCUGGAAGACACAUCAAGGAACAAAUGAAGAAAAGUUGUUUCCUUCAGUUGUCUGUAAAGUAUACCUGCCAAAAGAAAACCCGCAGUGCACGCGCGCGCGCACACAC
Gavialis gangeticus (Gharial) is the source of this 934-nucleotide messenger RNA. It is a transcript of the gene CARD19, whose product is annotated as caspase recruitment domain family member 19. Gene Ontology annotation, cellular component: mitochondrion. NCBI's taxonomy places the organism in Eukaryota, Metazoa, Chordata, Crocodylia, Gavialidae. The coding region runs from base 292 to 855 and encodes 187 amino acids. The record is from RefSeq and is a predicted model, not a curated record. The transcript is spliced from 6 exons. Gene Ontology annotation, biological process: regulation of apoptotic process.